GAGGGAAACGCGCAUCAUGGUGCUGCCCUCUCUUAGGACUUCGGGGCGGAGUUACGUAGCACACGAACAAGGGGCCACGUAAAAUAACGCGACAUCGGCUGAAGGUGCCCAGAAAACCUUGAGCAGCUGCAGCGAAAAGUCGAUCCCAUACUCAGUCCUCCCGUUUUGGCUUCAUUCUUACUCUCGCGAUGCCAACCCAAGCCACCGACAUGGAGCUCACGUUGGAACUUCCGACACUGAUGGAAGGCGGGCAGUACAUCCUGGAGGGAGAGGAAGAUGCCAACAGUACGACCCUCCUUUUUUCCAUGUCUGAGGAGGUCGGGGCACUCGCUAACGCCCUGAAGUCUUUCCAGUCGCACAACGUGAACCUGAGGCACAUCGAGUCGCGUCCGUCGAGGCGGGAGGCCAAGUAUGAAUUCAUGGUGGAGUGUGACCACAGCACCGGGGACCUCAACUCCGCCAUUGAGGUGCUCAAAAAGAACACCUCCUACCUCCAGGUCAUCUCCAGGAACCACGAGAACAAAGAUUCCGUUCCAUGGUUCCCCAGGAAAAUGGCCGACCUAGAUCGCUUUGCUAACCAGAUCCUGUCCUAUGGCUCUGAGCUGGAUGCUGACCACCCUGGCUUCACCGACCCCGUGUACCGCGCCCGCAGGAAGUACUUCGCUGACAUCGCCUACAACUACAAGCAUAACGAGAAGAUCCCAAGAGUGGAGUACUCGGAGGAGGAGAUCCAGACUUGGGGCACCGUGUUCCGCAACCUUACGCAGCUGUACAAGACCCACGCCUGCAAGGAGCACAUCAACGUGUUUCCGCUGCUCAUCGAGAACUGUGGCUACCGGGAGGACAACAUUCCCCAGCUGCAGGAUGUGUCUGAUUUCCUGAGGGACUGCACAGGAUUCACACUGCGACCUGUUGCCGGCCUGCUCUCCUCCCGUGACUUCCUGGCUGGUCUGGCGUUCCGGGUCUUCCACUCGACGCAGUACAUCCGCCACAGCAGCAAGCCUCUGUACACCCCCGAGCCCGACAUCUGCCACGAGCUGCUGGGCCACGCGCCGCUCUUCGCCGACCCCGCCUUCGCUCAGUUUUCGCAAGAGAUCGGCUUGGCUUCCCUCGGCGCCCCUGACGAGUUCAUUGAAAAGCUGGCCACGUGCUACUGGUUCACGGUGGAAUUCGGAAUGUGUCGCCAAAACGGGGAGCUGAAGGCUUACGGCGCCGGGCUGCUGUCCUCCUUCGGGGAGCUGGAGUACUGCCUCUCAGACAAGCCGGAGAAGCGGCCCUUCGAACCCAGCAAGACCUGUCUGCAGAAAUACCCCAUCACCGAGUACCAACCUGUCUACUACGUGUCUGAGAGCUUCGAGAACGCCAAGCAGAAGAUGAUACAAUUUGCAGCCACCAUCCCUCGGCCCUUCUCGGUGCGCUACAACCCCUACACGCAGACUGUGGAAAUCCUCGACUCCAAGCCUCAGAUCCAGUCGCUGGUGCGCGAGAUUAACUGCCACAUGCAGGUGCUGACCGACGCCCUGGUGAAGCUAAGUUAAAAAGAGAAAGGGACAUAGCCAUCAGUCCCUACAGCUGUGAUAAGCUGACGUAGUGCCUUAUCGUGUAGUAAGAGCCUUGAAUGGCAUCUAAUUUCCUUCCUCUUUCUGCUCUCCUCCGUAUAGCUAUUACGUUGAUGUCCAUACUAGUAAAUGUAUUGAUGUACGUAUAUAGAUUGGUGCUUCCUUGUAGCUGUUAUGUACAUGUCCGCAGCAAAUGUGUUGGUGUAGCUCGCACUCGUAGUGUAGAUUGUGUAUUGUCCAUUGUUUGCUCUCAUUAUCGUUAAGUACGUGGAUAUUUGUGGGAAGCUGCACCGAUCAUGAUAGACACGGGCUGGCUUUUCCCGAAGAAGGAAGGUUCCACAAAAGUUGAAGAAACAAACCAGUCGAUUAAUUUAUGCUUCAUGUCUAAUUUCCAUCUCAUUCUUUGUAUGUUAGUCAAGUCUCAAGUGCAAUUAUGUAGUUAUAGUUUAAGAGAUCCAUAUAUUAGAUCUUAAAUGGGGCAAAGGGAAUUGCAAUGUACUAGUAAUGUGUAAGAAUAGUAGAAGAUAGAUCGUUACGUAGACUAUAACUAAUGCUCGCGUAAUGUUCAUAUGAAUGGAAUUCAACUCAUUUCUACAUCUAAAUCAUGUCUAUUGUUCUGAUCACGUAUUGCACCACGGAUAGACAUGCAAGCACCAUAGGAGCAUUGCACACCACGUGACUAAGACGAGCAAUGAGGCUCAGAGCUGAGAAUGAUACCUGAACCUCCAUUACUAUAAUCCUUAACUACCUUUUCCCUCCUGAGCGCGGGAAAUAAGUAGUAAAGAGACUCAGAAGGCUGUCAAUAAAACAUUAUGUACAAUUAAAACUUACUAUACUUAA
Messenger RNA from Scylla paramamosain (green mud crab), 2399 nucleotides. Its product is annotated as protein henna-like. Gene Ontology annotation, molecular function: phenylalanine 4-monooxygenase activity; iron ion binding. NCBI's taxonomy places the organism in Eukaryota, Metazoa, Arthropoda, Malacostraca, Decapoda, Portunidae. Bases 189 to 1538 code for a protein of 449 amino acids. The record is from RefSeq and is a predicted model, not a curated record. The transcript is spliced from 8 exons. Gene Ontology annotation, biological process: L-phenylalanine catabolic process; L-tyrosine biosynthetic process.